CUGUAGAGAUCCCGGGCUGUUCCACGCCGCCGCCACUGGGACUGUCGGCUCAACUCCAUCCCCAUCGCCUUUCAGUUUUCUCCAGCGAACUCAUCCCACCCCCCUCUUAUGUUGUAUCAUUGUCAUUAUAUAACCCAUGUAGACUUAUCCCUCCCCUCGUCUCCUUAACCCCCCUCUCACACACACACACACCACACACACACAUCACCGGGAGCAAACAGCACAAGAUGAUUCUCAAAGGUUUCGUAGCCUGGAUGGUUUUCUGCCACCAAGUGACCUGUCGACCGUUGUCCUCCGAGAUGCUAACGGAAGAUGAUCAGGUGACCAGAUGUAUUGUCGAGGUGAUCUCGGACACUCUGUCCAGCCCCAGGCCGCUGCCUGUCACCACUGGAUGCAGCAAGGUCCUCAAAGAAGAUGAGAGAGUUCUGGCCAUGGUGCAUCACCAGAACCUGCUGAGGGAGCUGGAGGAACUAACACAGCCUGGUGAGGGUUCAGUUAAGCAAAUGCUUCUGAAAAGCAACAAGAAGUGGAACUACCCGAUGGCAGAAAGCAUGGAGUGGAAUGAGGAGGACAAGUUGGAGAAGAGGCUUUCCUCACUGAAGAAGGAGGGGGGCGAUGAGUGGAGGGAGCCCAGCGCCGGCCAAGGGGGAUCCCACAUGAAGAUGACCACCCCUUCGAAGGAAGAGGGAGAGGUGAAGAGGAACGAUCAAGGGCAAGAGGUGAAGAAUGAGGAGCAACGCAAGGACAAAGACCUCAUCACUGGGGAAGAUGAGACCAAGUUCGGAACACGAGCGAGCAAGGAAGAGUUCAGUGAUGAAGACAAAGGCGGUUUCGGGAAGGGACGUGACGAGUUAUCUGAGGAAGACUAUCAAAGCGCCAUUGAGCUUGGGCAGGAGGGGCGAGAGGACCUCAGGGUGGAUGAGCUGAUUGAGAAGGUCGCCAAGCAGGAGUUGGAGAGCAGAGAGGAGGAGGAGGAGAGGAAGGAACGGGAAGGUGGCGUUCCCAGGAGGGAUAGGAAUGGGAACGGGAUCGGCCAGCCAAACGCCAGCAAGCGAGUGGAGGAGAAUGCCAGCGAUGAGGAAACUGACCAGUUUGAGGCGGAACAGAAAGGACUGAAGAUCCUGGAGGCACAAAGCCACGCGCAGGGCAAGGUGGACAAGCAACAGCCUCGUGAAGAUAAGAGACGCCAUCAUCUGGACACGAAGCAGGGACGUGAAGAUGACGUUGUCUACCAGUGGAAGAGGCACCACGGACUGGGGAACAGCAAGGUGGAGGCGGUGGAUGAGGAGGGAGAGGAGGGAGAAGGAGAGGAAGAAAAGGAGAGAGAGCAAGAUGAAAGAAAACUGAAGCAUGAGGAACACGAGCUGAGUAACCUGGCCGAGAUUGAGCGGGAGCUGAAGGACGUGGCGGACAAACUGCGGGACUUCCAGCGGGGUUGAGAGCCGCUCGUUCCCAUUCCCAAGGGUGGCCAGUGCCUCCCAUCACAAUGGCCGCCAUUACGUUGACGUGUAGACCAGCCCAUCGCCAUCGACAUCCCCUUCCCUGGCUGUGUACUGUUAUGGUCCAAAGCUUCACCGAGCACGGACAGGGUGCAGUGAUGCAUGGUAUAUUAUUCAACUUGUCAGUGUUCCUCUGCUCAAUGGCAAUGUCAUCCCAUCAAUGAAAGAAUGCAAAUGUACAAUUUAACACCCGUCCUUGAGUUAAGGGCCUGUCCCACCAGCGUGCGACUCCAUGCGGCAAGCGCGAGCUAACGUGGUCGCUUGAGCAGUAAGGCCUCGCGCGGCCAGUCCCACUUCGAUCGCCAGAGCCGUAUGGAGUUGUGCGGAGCUGGUCCCGACAUCGCGCGCGCGGGGCUCCGUCCAAAAUGAACACAAUCCAAAAAUUCCGCGUGACAACGGUCUGUCGGCCCACAGCCGCAUUGAGGCCGUACGCAGCGUCUCAACGCCGUACGCCUAGCGCGUGGCAUUGCGCCAUGAUGUCACCGCCCGGCAUGCCAUGGCGCGAUGAUGUCACCGCCCGACGUCCAAAUUCAGUCGGCCCGCCUCCUGCCCAGCUGAUUGGUGAGUAUGAUGUCAGGACCAGUCCCGCACAACUCCAGACGUCUUCGCGGUUGGAAGUGGGACCGGCCCCGCGAGGCCGUACGCCUCAAGCCACCACGUUUGGUCGCGCUAGACGCAUGCAAUCGCAAGCUGGUGGAACACGUGUACUGAGGUACAGUUAACAGCUUUGUUUCACUCGCUAUCCAAUCGAGCCAAGUCACAUUUAUUUAUAUAGCACAUUUAAAAAACAACUCUCGUUGGCCAAAGUGCUUGACAUUGGUGGAGGUACUAACGUUAUACAACAUGGUUCAUAGAUUAAAUACAUACAUAAAUACAUACAUAUAGCCCUCCCUCAGAGGACGUCAGAAAAGGCUUGGGAGUAGAGGUGAGUUUUAAGUCUCGACUUAAAGGAGUAGAUGGAGGGGGCAGUUCUGAUGGGAAGACGGAUGCUGUUCUGGGAUGUCAGAACUGUCUUAUGAAGAAAGACUGGAUAGACUUGGUUUAUACUCUCUAGAAUUUAGAAGAUUGAGGGGGGGAUCUUAUAGAAACUUACAAAAUUCUUAAGGGGGUUGGACAGGCUAGAUGCAGGAAGAUUGCUCCCGAUGUUGGGGAAGUCCAGGACAAGGGGUCACAGCUUAAGGAUAAGGGGGAAAUCUUUUAGAACCGAGACGAGAAGAACAUUUUUCACAAAGAGAGUGGUGAAUCUCUGGAACUCUCUGCCGCAGAGGGUAGUCGAGGCCAGUUCAUUGGCUAUAUUUAAGAGGGAGUUAGAUGUGGCCCUUGUGGCUAAGGGGAUCAGAGGGUAUGGAGAGAAGGCAGGUACGGGAUACUGAGUUGGAUGAUCAGCCAUGAUCAUAUUGAAUGGCGGUGCAGGCUCGAAGGGCUGAAUGGCCUACUCCUGCACCUAUUUUCUGUGUUUCUAUGUCUGCAAAAAAACAGAUUUCACUGUAUCUCGGUACUUAAGACAAUAAUAAAACAGUCGUAGCGUUGAUUGAUUGAAUGACAUUGCCACACUUGGACUGUUAUAUUAAUAUGCUCUUUUCUGGAAACCAUACUUGUCUCAUUAUGGUUAAUUAUUAUGUAUUUUUUGAGCAUUUUGCAUUGGUUGCCAUGAUAAUUGAGUAUCGUGCAUUCCCAAAGGUGCCUGAGGCGUUUGAGUCGCAGUCAGUCGCACAGUUUGGGUUCACCGUUUUACUGUAUUUACACACAAUAUUUGUGAGAUAAUAAAGUCUUGCUCUGGAA
Leucoraja erinaceus (little skate) is the source of this 3281-nucleotide messenger RNA. RefSeq names its product chromogranin-A-like. The coding region runs from base 228 to 1439 and encodes 403 amino acids. Gene Ontology annotation, cellular component: secretory granule. The transcript is spliced from 6 exons. NCBI's taxonomy places the organism in Eukaryota, Metazoa, Chordata, Chondrichthyes, Rajiformes, Rajidae. The record is from RefSeq and is a predicted model, not a curated record.